AUGAGUGUCAUUCAUCGGCAUCGCGUUUCCCCGUGGACGGCCAUUCCAAUGGAUGAAGCGUAUUCGAUUAUCGAAGAAGAAACAGACGCGCUCGAUUCCGAGAAAACCCCGGUUUGGAGAGUGAAGAUCGGCGAUGUCUUGGCAGAGGAUGUGAAUUCGGCCUACAAUGUGCCUGAGGUGCGCACGUCAAUCAAGGAUGGAUAUGCUGUUUUGGCCAGCGAUUCACCCGGAAAGCGAAAAGUGAUCGGGUUUUCGACAGCCGGUUCUCCAUGUAAUUCGACGUUAAAUCCGGGUGAAUGCGUUCGUGUGAGCACUGGAGCUUUUGUGCCCGAUUCGGCGACGGCGGUUGUGAUGGUCGAGUUGACAAAACUUUUGGAACAUGAUGGUUCAGAAGAACUGGUGAUCGAGGUGAAUGGAACGGCGAAAGAUGGACAAGAUAUUCGAUUACCCGGCUCAGACACGUCAAAAGGAGAACUUCUCCUCGAGAAAGGAUCGACGAUCCGAAGUGCCGAGCUGGGGAUUCUCCUCGCGAGUGGCCUUCAAUUGGUGAAUGUCUGCAAGAAACCGAAAGUCGCCGUGAUGUCCACCGGAAAUGAGGUUUGUGAAGCGAUUCGCCCUCGUUUGCCCAUCGGUCAUAUCCGGGACACGAAUCGACCCCAAUUACUAGCGCUUUGUGAGCAAAGUGGAGCCGACGUGAUUGAUAUGGGAAUCGUUGAGGAUGAUGAGGAGUCCCUUGUGCAAGCCAUUUCCACGGCACUCUCCAUUUCCUCAGUUCUCAUCUCAUCUGGUGGUGUGUCGAUGGGCGAAAAAGAUCUCCUCAAAAGUGUUUUGAGUGAGAAAUUUGGAUUCAAAAUUCAUUUCGGGCGAGUUUUCAUGAAGCCGGGCUUGCCUACGACUUUCGCGACCGGAGAAUUCCUGGGGCAGAAAAAACUUGUUUUCGCCCUUCCCGGGAACCCAGCCUCAUCAUGGGUUUGUGCUCAACUCUUUGCCGUUCCAUCGAUUCGAAAAUUACGCGGCGAACACCGCAUUUGGCACACGAGAAUGAGUGCAAAGUUAUCCGACACGGUCAAAUUGGAUUCUCGCCCCGAAUUUCGGAGAGGAUUCAUUGAAAGAAAAGAAGGGGAAAUUCUUCCAAUCGUGACAACAACCGGGAAUCAAAUCUCGAGUCGAUUAGUGAGCUUGAGGGGUGCCCAACUGCUUCUCGAACUACCCGGGAAAUCGGAAAUGAGUGAAAUUCCAGCGGGAAGCAUUGUACAAGCACUUGUUAUUGAUCGUUUA
Messenger RNA from Mesorhabditis belari, 1278 nucleotides. The record is from the annotation of a GenBank genome assembly. NCBI's taxonomy places the organism in Eukaryota, Metazoa, Nematoda, Chromadorea, Rhabditida, Rhabditidae.